Messenger RNA from Penicillium longicatenatum, 672 nucleotides. Its product is annotated as GNAT family N-acetyltransferase. Bases 1 to 672 code for a protein of 223 amino acids. Lineage: Eukaryota; Fungi; Ascomycota; Eurotiomycetes; Eurotiales; Aspergillaceae. The record is from RefSeq and is a predicted model, not a curated record. Gene Ontology annotation, molecular function: acyltransferase activity, transferring groups other than amino-acyl groups. The transcript has a single exon.
AUGGAAAUCUCACUUCAAGAUCUACUUCCGCCGUAUUCCAAAACACAACCAAUCAAUACCCCUCGGCUAACUCUGCGACCGUUCCAAUGGACCGAUCUCCAAUCUCUAUACAAGCUUCGUACAACCUCAGAGGUCAUGCAAUGGACCAGCCAAGUCCAUAUAGACAGUUCUAUACAACAAACGCGUGAGUGGAUGCAAAGAUACAUAGACGAUACUGAGAUCCCACGACGCAAUUUCAACUUCGUCAUCACUCUCCGGGCCGAUAAGGAUAAUCAACCGGAUGAACUUUCGCCCAAUUCAUCUUCGGAAGAUAGCAGCGCUAUCAUCGGUGUAUGUGGCCUGACUGGCUUAGAUUCCCUACCAAUAUCUCCACUACCCAGCUUUGGAUAUAUGUUCUUGCCGAAUACCUGGGGGAAAGGAUAUGCUACCGAGGCUGCUGUUGGGUUUCAGAGAGAAUGGAAACGGCUAAUUGACUUGGGUCACCAAACCCACUCUAUCCCUCUUGGAUCAAGACAGGAUCUCUACAGUAUCCGGGCUGUGACCCUUGCGACUAAUAUACCGAGUGCAAAUGUUCUCCGGAAGUGCGGUUGGAGGACGUACGAGGCUAUCGAGGAAAAUGGCGAAAAGCUUCUGAGAUGGGUUUUGGACACAUCGGCCAGCUCUGACGCCUAG